Tachysurus vachellii is the source of this 3084-nucleotide messenger RNA. It is a transcript of the gene lrrc8da, whose product is annotated as leucine rich repeat containing 8 VRAC subunit Da. Gene Ontology annotation, molecular function: protein binding. The record is from RefSeq and is a predicted model, not a curated record. The transcript is spliced from 2 exons. Lineage: Eukaryota; Metazoa; Chordata; Actinopteri; Siluriformes; Bagridae. Bases 256 to 2733 code for a protein of 825 amino acids.
CACACGCACACACUCACACACACGCAUACACACACACUCACCGGCGCAACAGCGCGCUCACACAGUGCCAGGUCUCGUGGGCACUUUGUAUCCGUGUGUGUGUGUGUGUGUGUGUGUGUGUGUGAAAUGGUUCCACGGAGAACCUGCUGUAGAUCUUGCUGUAGAUCCGUUCCGCCGUUCUGAUUCCUUCUCCCUGUAAAGCGGUUUGGGUCGCAGCUGUGUGAUGUGACAGCAGGAAGCGACACCAGAGACGAGAUGUUUACCCUGACUGAAGUGGCCUCUCUUAAUGACAUCCAGCCCACGUAUCGAAUACUGAAGCCAUGGUGGGAUGUCUUCAUGGAUUACCUGGGUUUCGUCAUGCUGAUGUUAGCCAUUUUUGCUGGAACACUGCAGUUAACCAAAGAUUACGUGGCCUGUCUUCCCAUUCUAGAGGAGAGCAAUAAGUCAUCAAGCACAAACCCAUACAUGACACCUCCCCCAACGGAGAGCUCCACGUUGGCUUUAGGAACUACACCCGUAGCCACUCAGGAUCUUCCGGACAACGUGGUACAUAAAAUCAGUACUGAGCCAAAAGGACGCAGAACUAACCUGGACUAUCAGCAGUACAUUUUUGUCAACCAGAUGUGUUACCAUGUUGCCUUGCCCUGGUACUCAAAGUACUUUCCUUACCUUGUCCUGAUACACACCAUUGUGUUGAUGGUAAGCAGCAAUUUUUGGUUCAAAUACCCAAAGACCAGCUCAAAGAUAGAGCACUUUGUGUCCAUCCUUGACAGGUGCUUUGAAUCGCCCUGGACCACAAAGGCACUAUCUGAAACUGCAUGCGAAGACUCUGAAGAAAGCAAGCAGAGACUCAUUGCUGGUCAGUCUGGUCCUAACUCUCUGUUCUCAGAUAGCCAAGAGGAGAGCACCAGUUCAUUCCAGCAAGUGUUAGGUAAAAACAGCGUGAAGUUCUCCGCUGAGAAGAUUGUUCCUGAAGGUUCAAGUAUGACCAUUUUGGACAAAAAAGAUGGUGAGCAAGCUAAGGCUCUUUUCGAGAAGGUUCGAACUUUCAGAGCACACAUCGAGGACAGCGGCUUCAUCUACAACCUCUAUGUGGCACAGACCAUCAUCAAAACUCUCAAGCUGAUCGUUAUCCUGGGGUACACAUCGACUAUUGCUUCAGACAUCAAUUUCUAUCACAAAUGUAAACCCAAAAUCGAGCACUUAACUGGAUAUGAUGAAUUUUUCUGCACCCACAAUAUGGCCUUCAUGCUGAGAAAGCUCAUUUUCACAUUCAUGGCUAUAAUCAGCCUUUAUUGCCUCGUGUGCCUGUAUGCACUUUUCUGGCUUUUUCGACGUCCACUUAAGGAAUACUCAUUUGAAAAAGUCAGAGAGGAAAGCAGCUUCAGCGAUAUCCCUGAUGUCAAAAACGACUUUGCGUUUCUCCUCCAUAUGGUCGACCAGUACGACCAGUUGCACUCCAAGCGAUUUGGGAUUUUCCUGUCAGAGGUCAGUGAGAACAAGCUUCGAGAAAUUAGCCUUAAUCAUGAAUGGACACUAGAAAAACUGCGUCAGCAUGUAACCUGCAACGCCCAAGACAAGCAGGAGCUGCACUUGUUCAGUCUCUCAGGACUGCCCAAUGCUGUAUUUGAUCUCAAUGAGCUUGAAGUCCUUAAGCUUGAACUCAUCCCUGAGGUCCGAAUUUCAGCCAAGAUUUCUCAGAUGACCAAUUUACAAGAACUUCAUCUCUACAACUGCCCUGCCAAGGUGGAACAACCCGGGUUCACUUUCCUCCAAGAUCACCUCCGGUGCCUUCAUGUAAAGUUUACCGAUGUGACUGAAAUCCCGCCAUGGGUUUAUCUGUUGAAGAAUCUCAGGGAACUCUACCUGAUAGGUAGCUUAAACUCAGAACAUAACAAACUGAUUGCUUUGGAAUCCAUGAAAGACUUAAGGCACCUAAAGCUAUUAUAUUUCAAAAGCAACCUUAACAAAAUCCCCACCAACAUCACAGAUCUCUCACAACACCUCUUCAAGCUGGUGGUGCACAACGACGGUACUAAAUUACUGGUACAGAACAGUCUUAAGAAGAUGACAAGCUUGCGUGAGCUGGAGCUCCAUCACUGUGACCUGGAGAGGAUCCCUUAUGCCAUUUCCAGCUUGACAAGCCUGCAAGAAUUGGAUCUGAAAUCUAAUAGUUUACAGACCAUCGAAGAAGUCAACAGCCUUUUCCAUCUGAAGAGACUGACAUGCCUCAAGUUGUGGCACAAUAAGAUUGUUGAAAUUCCAACAAACAUAAAUCAUCUGAAGAGCCUCGAGUCACUCUACCUCUCCUACAACAAGCUGCAGACUGUACCAGCCACGUUGUUUUCACUGCCGAAGCUCAGGUACCUGGAUCUCAGCCACAACUCCAUUUUGGUGAUUCCAGCUGAUGUGAGAUUUCCCCAGAGCCUACAGCACUUUGAGAUUACAGCAAACAAGAUAGAGAUUCUUCCCGAACAACUGUUCAAAUGUAUCAGACUUAAAGUCCUCUGCGUGGGGAACAACAGCAUCGCCGUCCUUCCUGUAUCCAUCGGACAGUUAACGCAACUAGUUCAACUGGACGUGAAGGGGAACUGCUUGGAUCACCUUCCACACCAACUCAGUCAAUGUAGACAUCUUAAUAAAAGUUUAUUUAGUGUUGAGGAUCACCUUUUUGACACACUUCCGCUUGAGGUAAAGGAGAGAAUGACAGCGGCUACAACAGUUACCAUGUAAAUUAUUCAAUUCUUCACCCCUUGUUACUCCCUUGCUAAGACCGACUACAGAAAGCUACACUUUUCUGUUUGUUUUGCUUUGAUCUAAAGCAGUGUUCGGACAAAAUGCCUAUAAAACCUAGCACGCAGAAAAGCAAAUUCACUUAAGGGGAAUUGACACAAGGUUUUGGGAUAAAGUAAAGAAUUGCGUAUAUUUCGAUUUCUUUUGCUAAAAUGCUGCUUUGAAUUAUUUUUCAGUCCUUCCGAGAUUUCAUCAGUUUUUUGUUCUGCAACUUGUGGCUUUGUAAUGAUUUCUUAUUACCUGCUAUGUAAUGAUUUCUGAAUUAAAAUCUAAGUGCGAAGCUUUUUACAA